Messenger RNA from Symbiodinium natans, 276 nucleotides. NCBI's taxonomy places the organism in Eukaryota, Dinophyceae, Suessiales, Symbiodiniaceae. The record is from the annotation of a GenBank genome assembly.
GCAUGGUGCUGCUGCACCAGAUGCCGCCGGAGCUGGAACAAUGGCUACCAGCUACUGGCCGACGCCACGCACGCUAUGCUGGUUCUGCCUGACGACACCACGGUGAAGGAGGGAGACUGCGUGCAGUACCUCACUGCCGGCAGCAAGUACGAGGUCCUGGUCAGGACCAUCGAGCCCGAUGGGUACGGAGGCGGAUCCCUGACCUUUGAGAUGCCAAGCUGGAGCUCUCACAAGGCCGGGGUUUGGGGUUUAGGGUUUAGGAAGUUUAGGGUUUAG